Molecule: messenger RNA, 3489 nt
Organism: Rhineura floridana
Lineage: Eukaryota; Metazoa; Chordata; Lepidosauria; Squamata; Rhineuridae
Gene: GFRA4
Product: GDNF family receptor alpha 4
Exons: 8
Coding region: 181-1473 (430 amino acids)
Biological process (GO): nervous system development
Cellular component (GO): signaling receptor complex; external side of plasma membrane
Molecular function (GO): glial cell-derived neurotrophic factor receptor activity
Source: RefSeq, a predicted model, not a curated record
UCUCCAAGGGCUGAGGCGCAUGGCAGGGAUGCGUCCCGAGCAGGAGCACGGCUGGAUCCCCGACAGCGCCGGGGGAUUCUUACGCGUUCAGGAGUGAAGGCUCGCGCCCGGUCCUCUCUUGUGGCUCUUGCGUCCUGAGCUUCUGCCGUUCCGGAGGAAGGGCCCCGGAUCUAACCCAGGAUGAAGAGGAUCUGGUACCUGGUCACGCUGAUCCUGACAGAAGGCAUGACAGACGGGGUCAGCUCAGCCCGGGACUGCCUGCAGGCCGGUGAAUCCUGCACCAACGACCCCAACUGCAGCUCCAAAUUCCGGACCCUCCGGCAGUGCAUCGCGGGCAAUGGUGCCAACAAGCUAGGGCCAGAUGCCAAGAGCCAGUGUCAGAAUACGGUGACCGCCCUCCUUUCCAGCCAGCUGUACGGUUGCAAGUGCAAGCGGGGGAUGAAGAAGGAGAAGCACUGUCUCAGCAUCUACUGGAGCAUCCACCAUACCUUGAUGGAAGGCAUGAAUGUCAUGGAGACUUCCCCUUACGAACCAUUUGUGAGAGGCUUUGACUACGUCCGACUGGCUUCCAUCACUGCAGGCUCCGAAAACGAAGUGACUCAAGUGAACCGUUGUCUGGAUGCCGCCAAAGCCUGCAAUGUGGAUGAGGUCUGCCAGCGCCUCCGGACUGAGUACGUCUCCUCCUGCAUCCGCCGUGUGGCCCGGGCGGACACCUGCAAUCGCUCCAAGUGCCACAAGGCCUUGCGGAAGUUCUUUGACCGCGUGCCGCCCGAAUAUACGCAGGAGCUUCUCUUCUGCCCCUGCGACGACACGGCCUGUGCUGAGCGUCGCAGGCAGACCAUCGUGCCCGCCUGCUCUUAUGAAGCCAAGGAGAGACCGAACUGUUUGGCCCCAGUCGACUCCUGCCGGGUGAACUACGUCUGCAGGUCCCGUUUUGCUGAAUUCCAGUUUAACUGCCAGCCGUCCACACAGUCUGCAACAGGGUGCCAGAGGGAAAAUUACGCUGCCUGUCUACUGGCCUAUACUGGGAUCAUAGGUAGUCCCAUCACCCCAAACUACAGUGACAACUCGACCUCUAACAUCGCACCCUGGUGUACGUGCAACGCCAGCGGGAACAGGCAGGAAGAGUGCGAAAGCUUCCUCCACCUCUUCACCAAGAACCUCUGCCUCCAAAAUGCCAUCCAGGCCUUCGGCAAUGGGACAUACCUGAGCACAGCCCUGGGCUCCUCCACCCCUCCGACGACGCAGAUGCGCAAACAGGAGCGCAACACCAACAAGGCAGCGGCCACCCUCAGAGAGAACAUCUUCGAAGAGCUGCAGCCCACCAAGAUAUCUGCAGAGGAGAAGCUUCUACGAGAUGCCAAUCACCUAGCAUCCGAUGCCUCCAGCUCAGCACUGGCACUGACCGUUAAUGGCUGGUUGAUGAUGUGGUGCUCUGCAUGCACCAGUACAUUCCUUCUGGCAUCCAUGUGAAUUGGAGUUCGCCCGCACUCAAGAGCUGUGACUGAACUGCUUUUUCUUUGUUUGUUUUCAAAUUGGGGAGCAGGGAUGAAAAUUGGGGAGCAGAGGUGAAAGGUCUCACCAGCUUCUAGCUUCCUCCUCUUCAAGGUUAUUGGAAGGGAAGGGAAGAAACUCAUUGCAUCAGCUUGUUGGACACCUUCCCGGUGAGCAACAGUGUGUUCAUCUACUGGAGGAACCAGAGAUCAGACCCUUCAAGGAACCAUGGGCCAGUCCCAAAGUCACAGUAGGGAGUAAUUCACAUUAGCUUCUUUCUUUUUUUAACAUUAGUAGGUCAGGAAAAGUUUCUUACUUUGGUGUGCUGAAGCAGUCUUAUGAGGAACCGUGGGUGAGAAGAUCUUGCUGCCAUCUUGGAAAACCUUCCAAAAAUAGGUUGAAGUAGUCCUAGUCUCUCCAUGUGUUGGGUCUAGUCAUGGGACUGCUGCAUCAUGCCAAUACUGUCAACUUCUGGUAAUGACACCGCCCAAUCACCAUCUAUCUUUUUUAAAGGGGGGGGAGGGGUUGAGUGUUUUGGACUUGAGACUUAGAUGUCCCAGACUCAGAAAGAGACAGACAAGUUUGGAGGUCUUAGAUGGCCCAAAUGGCAAGAUCCAUUGUCUCUCCUUGGUCACAAUAAUUUGGUGGGAAAUGGGAACAAUGGAUUAUGUUUUGGAAGUGGUUUUUGCUUUGAAAAUACAUGCUUGCUUGAAGCUUCCUCAGAACUGGUGACUGCUUUGACAGCACCAAUGGGACUGAACUUCUGGCUCCAAAUAGGAAAUAACUGCCCAUUCUUACCAGCACAUCGUUGGUUCCCACAGAGCACCUUCAAGGACAGAAUCCCACCUCGUCUGGUGCUAUACAAGAGAGCAAUUGUAGAUGUACCUGAAAUCCCAUCAUGUAACCAGUGUGUCUCUUUAGUUUGGACUGUCCCUCUAGAGACUGACCCUGGCUGCUGACUCUGAAUUCGGCAACAUUCCAUUGAGUUAUCUCUGAGCGAUUCCUCAAGACUCUCCGGGGUGAUUUUUUUAAAGGACAGUUUGUAUUUACCACAGAAAACCCAUUGCCAUAGUUUGGUCCUGAAAAGAGAUUGCAGGAUGGAAAUCUAAAGACCUAAUCUCAAACAUUUCAAUCUUCUGGGAUUUUGGGGUUCUAGGUGCAAAACAUCACAUUUUGCGCAGCCAAACAUUUGCUGAGGAAAACAGCAGCCACUGGGAUCCAAGGCAGAAUUUCACCAUCAGGACUGAUGUCUGCAUGCAUCAUGAUCACCACUCAGCCAAAAGUUUGAAUUACCUUUCCAGAGAAGUACCUUGUUUGGGUUGAGAUUGGAUAUAAUGGAUAUUCCAUCUGUGGUGGGUUUCAUCAGCAAUGGCUGAUUCACAGGUUCAAGUGACCGCUAAAAGCUACCGUCAACAAGUGAAGGACCUGUCAGUGUGAAGCAGGUCUAUGACUGAAGAUCUUGCGCACUCCCCGCAUCCACACCAUUCAAACUCGCUGGGCAAUGUAUCAGAUUUCUUAUUAAUGGACAUGGGUGAUCUGGAUCAGCCAUAGUUGGCUUGCAACACAAUAUUUUGGCUACAAUUCAGGACAGAGGUAGGCCUCACUGAGCCCAUUCAGAUCAAGGGGAUUGAAUGUCCUUAAUCUUGUGUUGGAAUGUGGCCUCCCUCCUACUUAUAAGAUGGUGGUGUUUUGUUUUUUUAAAAAAAAUAUUGACCUCAUACCUACAUUCCAAAUCUCUCUAGGGCUCUAAUGCAAAUAUGUAGUCCCACAGAAGGUGGAUGUUUUACUUGCUGAAAGGUGUGCAUAAGCACACAAAACUGGAAAAGCUAGAAAGUGCUGAAGGGAUCAGUUUAGGGGAAAUAUCAGAAGUUAUUCCAGUGUGUUACUAUACCAUGCCUACACAACAACUUAAAAGUAUUGUCGUGAUUAUGUUAUAUUGGAAUUGGCCAAUAAUUUAGUUUGUCUCCUGCUUCUCUGAACUAGUGCUGCAUUUUU